GGCGGGGCCAGCGCCGCCCCCGCCUGGGAGGCCGCAACGGCCGCGGGGCCUCGGGCAGCGGCGAGCGGGGCCGGGAGGAUGUGCAGGCCCCCGCAGCCGCCGGACGGACAGAUGGACACGGCAGCCCCGCCGCACGCCCCGGCCCGCGCUGCACGGCCGGCGCCAGGCGUGCCCAGGGCCAGCUGAGGACGGGGCGUCUCCGGGCCCGGCGUCGUUGCCGGCCUCUGUCCGAUUCGGAUCCUCCCUCGCUCCGGGCGCGGCCGCCUCCCCUCCCGCCGUCAUGAACGGGCUGUCGAUCAGCCAACUCUGCUGCCUCUUCUGCUGCCCGCCCUGCCCCAGCCGCAUCGCGGCCAAGCUGGCCUUCCUGCCCCCGGAGCCCACCUACGCCAUGGUGCCCGAGCCUGAGCCCGUGGGCAGCACGGGCUCCCUGCGGGGCGCCGCGGGCCGCUGGAAGCUGCACUUGAAGGAGAGGGCGGAUUUCCAGUACUCCCAGCGGGAGCUGGACAACAUCGAGGUGUUCGUCACCAAGAGCAGCCGGGGCAACCGCGUCGGCUGCAUGUACGUCCGCUGCGUGCCCGGCGCCAGGUACACGGUGCUCUUCUCCCAUGGCAACGCCGUGGACCUGGGGCAGAUGAGCAGCUUCUACAUCGGGCUGGGCACCCGCAUCAACUGCAACAUCUUCUCCUACGACUACUCUGGCUACGGCGUGAGCACGGGCAAGCCUUCGGAGCGCAACCUCUACUCCGACAUCGACGCCGCAUGGCAGGCGCUGCGCACACGGUACGGGAUCAGCCCGGAGAACAUCAUCCUGUAUGGACAGAGCAUUGGCACGGUGCCCACGGUUGACCUGGCCUCCCGCUACGAGUGCGCGGCCAUCGUGCUGCACUCCCCGCUCACCUCCGGCAUGCGCGUCGCCUUCCCCGACACCAAGAAGACCUAUUGGUUCGAUGCCUUCCCCAACAUCGAGAAGAUCUCCAAAAUCACCUCUCCUGUCCUCAUCAUCCACGGUACGGAGGACGAAGUCAUCGACUUCUCCCACGGCCUGGCGCUCUUUGAGCGCUGCCCCAAGGCCGUGGAGCCGCUGUGGGUGGACGGGGCCGGGCACAAUGACAUUGAACUCUACAGCCAGUACCUCGAGCGCCUUCGGAAAUUCAUCUCCCAGGAGCUGGCCAGCCAACGCAACUAGCCAGGGGACAGGCAGGGGGGUUCUGCUUGUUUCUCCAGUUCUCCCAGUAGCUCUCCCUGGUCCCUGCUGCUGGAGCUGUAGCGAGUUUGCUCAGCUCGGCUCCAGGCUCAGGAGAGGGCGGGAUGCCCUGGAAUGGACAGUGUUUGCUCUCGGACAUGAGCACAGCUCUCCUCCCUGCUGGUGCCAGCCCUGGCGCUGCUGGCACCACCGGCCUGGCUGGCCAGAGACGGCAGCUCCCUCCUUGCCCCUUCCCAGAGACAUGAGCCCACCCUCCGAUGGUGGAUCCUUGGCUUCAGACAUGUCCUCGUCUCCUCUCCCAAACCGGCAAAGUCCCGAGCCCCUCCCGGCCGCUCUGCUGCUCUGACCAUAGCAAUAAGGCGAGUUGGAGAGGGGCUGGGGCCCCGGCCCCUCCCGGUGUCCCUGUGGGUGGGACACAGGAGGUGGCAGUUCCUGCUCUCCACGGAGCUUUCCCGGGGCCAGCGCUGGUGGUGCCCGGUGUUCACCCCGCGGCUGGGGCAGAGCCGUGUCCCCACGGGGACUAUGGGGAUGCAUGGAGGAGGUGCCCCCUGCCCCACACCUCCUCCAGUCUGGCGCUGCUCAGCCUUCCCAGAGCACUCCUGGUGCUCAGGUCACCCCUGGAAAACCUCCGGACCACUCGCCCGGGGAGUGGGGCGAGGGAAGCAGGCAGCAAAUAAAGAGCAGAGGUUUAACGUUU
Messenger RNA from Pyrgilauda ruficollis (rufous-necked snowfinch), 1901 nucleotides. It is a transcript of the gene ABHD17A, whose product is annotated as abhydrolase domain containing 17A, depalmitoylase. Gene Ontology annotation, cellular component: endosome membrane; plasma membrane. The coding region runs from base 281 to 1186 and encodes 301 amino acids. The transcript is spliced from 5 exons. Lineage: Eukaryota; Metazoa; Chordata; Aves; Passeriformes; Passeridae. Gene Ontology annotation, biological process: protein depalmitoylation. Gene Ontology annotation, molecular function: palmitoyl-(protein) hydrolase activity. The record is from RefSeq and is a predicted model, not a curated record.